This is a messenger RNA of Seminavis robusta, 1312 nucleotides long. The record is from the annotation of a GenBank genome assembly. Lineage: Eukaryota; Bacillariophyta; Bacillariophyceae; Naviculales; Naviculaceae.
AACCAUGGGGACAUACUGUACGGUCAUAGUUCGCUCGCUGCUCAACAUUCAGAGCUCAUUCGGUCUGCUUGCCUGUACAGCCACGCGAUUUCCUCUGUGAAAGAGCUUUCUCUCUCUGUCGGAACCUGCUUUUGCGACUGUGGUGUUCGCUCUGCCAAUUGACAUUGUAUUUUGCAUACAACCUGGCUCUAGCUAGGAGUGCAACACACACUGGAUGCUCGCAAAACACAGUGAUUUGCCUGUCCCCAUAUUUCAUCAUUAACGAGGUUUGAUCAAACAAAAAGGAGAUAACCAUGUGCCAACCAAGAAGUACAAAGGAUCAAGUCAAGAUACCAAAAGAAGACGAUGUUCCCCCAAGUUUUCUGGCCAAGCAAUGGGUAGGCUUCUACCGUGCAGUUCCAAGAAUAAACUUUCCCUUUACCGACCUGGAUAUUUCAAUUUCCCUCUGCAGUGCAGCUUUCCUCACGGCGGUGCGAUAUACCCUUCAAUUUCUCAUGAGGAUUCUGUUGGACUGGCCCACGGAUGACAUUGUGACCAUUGGAAACCUCGUUGCCAUUGUCCACUCCUCGACUCUGGUUCCAGGUCUGGGUGUGGCACUCACAUCACAGCCAUAUCAGCCCACAACCCACAUCUCGACAUAUCCACAAUGGUGGCAAGAUCUCGUAGACGCAAUCCUGCAGUUCUGUACUGGGUACAUGAUCUACGACACUUGCACAACAUAUCUGAUCUCCAAAGGACCCUUGAAUCUCCAAGGAAAUGACUUUCUUUUCCUGGGACACCAUAUUGCCGCAGCCACCUACAUGACCCAGUGUCGAGUAGUCAAAGCAGGACAUACAUCUGCCAUGAUUUGCAUGUUUUUGGGAGAGUUUUCCAAUCCGUUUCAAAAUGGUACCGAUUCUCUUUUUAAUGCGUUGCAGUUGCCCUGCUGCAAUGGUGCUUUCACACAGCAACUUCAUUCUGUUUUCCGGUUCUUCUUUGCUCUCACCUUUUUUGGGAUUCGAGCCAUUAUUGCUCCGGUCUUCUUGGCCCACGUCACGUACUGUUUGCUAUUUGCAAGCACAAGGAGGAAUAUCCCCUUUGUGAUUCGAAUCUUUUGGAUAUUGAUGAUUUGGGGAGUUGAGGUGGGAGGUUAUGCUUGGAUUGUCAAAUGCUGGUACAUGCUGCAGACAUUUGUUGGGGUUACACCUGCUGGGGAAGUGGGAAACGAACUAUAGAUUCGCAAAACAAGUCAGCUAUAUACUAUUUAGACAAAACACCACUGAAAGGAACAUCACACAAAACAUCAGACACAUUCUGCCUGGAUAUAUAGAAG